This is a messenger RNA of Oryzias latipes (Japanese medaka), 1940 nucleotides long. It is a transcript of the gene cnr2, whose product is annotated as cannabinoid receptor 2. Gene Ontology annotation, cellular component: membrane. NCBI's taxonomy places the organism in Eukaryota, Metazoa, Chordata, Actinopteri, Beloniformes, Adrianichthyidae. The record is from RefSeq and is a predicted model, not a curated record. Gene Ontology annotation, molecular function: cannabinoid receptor activity. Gene Ontology annotation, biological process: G protein-coupled receptor signaling pathway.
UUGAAAUAAUUUGGAAUCCACUAGGGAAAUGUGCAAAUAUACCAGGUGCACUUUUAAUGACAACUACAAUGUUACACUAAGCAAUUCAAAUAUCUUUUUUUUGUUUUGUUCAGUGCAUUUCAUCUCCUCCCUCCUUCUUCUGGCGUCACAUCCUUUCGUCUUAUCUCAUUUGUUCACUCACACGCUGUCACCGCUCAGGUCUGGAGGUCUGUGCGAUUUCACUGCAGUUGUUGUGCCACUGGGAACAAAAGUAAAUCACAUCAUCUCAGCCUCUGUCAAGCCAAGCAACAGAUUUGAUUUAAGGUGAGCCGUUGGAAGUAUAUUUCCCCCUUUUCUUUUAAGGCAGCUGAAUAAAUGGACCCCAGUUCUGGAUCGGCCAAUGAGGAAACCUCAUCCCCAACAGCAAACGGGUCUUGUAAGAAUCUGGAGUGCUACAUGGUUCUUCUAGAGCCGGAGAAGAGAGCCAUCGGCUCCAUCUGCUUCCUGGCAGGUCCCAUCACCCUGAUGGAAAAUGUUCUUAUUCUGGGAGUCAUCGCCAGCUCGAUCAGUUUACGGCAGCGCCCUUCUUAUCUGUUUAUUGCCAGCAUCGCUCUGGCUGAUGUCUUUGCCAGUUGCUUUUUCACCAUCAGCUUCCUGGACUUUCAUCUCUUCCGCCGCAGCGAUGGCCCAACUGCCUACCUGUUUAAGCUGGGCGGAGUCACCGUGGCCUUCACCGCCUCAGUUGGUAGCUUGCUGCUUACCGCUCUGGACCGUUACAUCUGCAUACACCAGGCUUCCAGCUACAAAGUGGUGCUGACUCGCCGUAGAGCUCUGCUAAGUCUCCUGAUUCUCUGGAGCACCACCAUCUUCAUUUCCUUUCUGCCUCUGAUGGGGUGGCGGUGCCCCACAGGCCUCACCCCACCCUGCUCUCGCUUGUUCCCGUACAUCAACCGGGCUUAUUUGGCUUGUUGGACCAGCUUCAUACUGAUGCUUCUGGCCAUCAUUUUAGGCGCUUACACUCUCAUCCUGUGGAAGGCCCACCGCCAUGAAUCCUCCAUGGCCAGCCUCCAGGGGGUAGCGGGGAAAGGUCAGGCCCGCAUGAGGAUGGACAUCAGACUGGCUCGCACCUUUGGCCUGAUCCUGCUCAUCCUGGUGGUGUGCUGGCUCCCUGCGCUCUCCUUCAUGUUAGUCGAUGUCUCCAGGGAAUUGACCCAUUCUGGUCAGAGGGCUUUUGCUUUUUGUAGCACCUUCUGUUUACUCAACUCUACAGUCAACCCACUCCUCUAUGGACUGCGCUGCAAAGAGCUAAGGCUGGCACUGCUGCGUUCUCUGCAGAGACUUUGCGAGAUUGGAAGGUGUAGGAAGUCUCAAAGGACAGGAGUUACCGCAGCUGGAGACAACUGUUCGGAAUUCUCCGAAAAUAAGAUGACAAAUGCAGAAGCAACAGAGCUCGACUCCAUCUCCAAAAUAGUGGAAAGUCAGCAGGAUGGGAAAAAUUGAAGAUAUUGCUGACUUUUGAAAUGAAGAUUUGAGCAUAAAUUAUGUAACUAUGGACUUAAAAAAAACCUUAUGAAUGCACUGCUAAAACUACCGUCAUCAAAGUUAAAUGUUUAAAAAUUACAUGCUUUUUAUACCAUCUUUUCUGCACAAUGUAAAGAUUAAUGUCAAAAAGAUUCUACAAUGUAUUUAUUUACAUUACAUAAACAGUGUUUGCCAUCAACACAUGUAGUGUUCUUAGUGUCUUCCUGCUUAUUUGAUAGAGAAAAUGUGUUUGCAUGAGUCAUUUUUUUAGCUUGAGUAAAUUAAAAAUAAUAGAAAAUGAUGGAAAUAUAGAAAUAAGCUACUUUUUACUUACACUUGAAAUAUUUUAGGUGUAGACAUCAAUUAUGAGAAUAAAGUAAUUGUUAUCAUGUCAUAUACAUUUGAUAUGUAAAUAAAAAUUUGCAUGACUGCUAAACAUU